This is a messenger RNA of Thelazia callipaeda (thelaziosis nematode), 2070 nucleotides long. The record is from the annotation of a GenBank genome assembly. Lineage: Eukaryota; Metazoa; Nematoda; Chromadorea; Rhabditida; Thelaziidae.
AUGGGGACAGUAAUCAGUAGUGAGACUGUUGUUGAAGAAAAUGCUUAUAUCCGACGUUUCGUUGGUUUACAGCCUAUAGGUGAUAAUGAUCCUUUUUGGAAUCAUUUUCUCUCCUUCAAUCUUCGCAUCAGUUGUAACGAUAGGCGAGAAGUCAAAAAAUUUGACGUGUCGUUAGUAGAUAGUCUUCAGUCGUUAAUGUACAAUACUCCAACAACUUGUAAUUUUGCUUCAUUUGUUCGUGUAUUUCUGAGAAGAACUGCAGAGCUGAAGGCUUCUGAAAUUUGUCAAAAGCAAUCUGUAAAAGUUUACAGUACAAUUUUUCUGUGGCAAGCGGGAAAUGCUCUAACAAUUUUUCGAUAUGUCUGUAAGUUUUUGGUCCAGAGACUUAAUGAAUCUAUAUUCGUCAGUUAUUUCGAUAAGACCCAGGCACAAGAAAAAAUAGGAGAAGAUUCCGAUGUUGAAGCAGAAUUUGAUAAUUUGUAUAAUAACAAAGCUGAAGAAUUUUUGGGUGCUUUAAUUGAUAUUGUAGUUGAUUUACCUGUCAAUGAUUCUACAGAAACUAUUCACAUUGAAGCUGUAAAAUGCCUUAUGACUCUACUCAGUUCACAACUUUAUGAUGAGAGUGCCACGAAGUCUAAUAUUUUCUAUCAAUAUUUGAUACAGGGAAGAUGUUCAACAAGAUCUUUGGAAAUCACUCGUGCCUUAAUGUCGAAUUAUCUGUACAGAAAUACUCCGUACAUCGUUAAACAUGAAAAAGAACCAGAAAGUAUUGUGUUAGGUUUUGCAGCAUCUGUUUGGUCAGCAGUGCAGAGUGUGACAGGUAUGGAUGAUUCCUCUUCAUCAGACGAUGAUUAUGAAAUCGUUCCGCCAGCCUCUCUUGGAUCGUUAUCUAUUCUUCUUCUUCUCAAUUUGGCUUGCCAUCAGGAACAAAAAACUAAACUUAACCCUUACAAGGAAUCAUUGUCAGGUUUUCAAAAUUCACAGGAAGUUUCGUCUCUGAAAAGUCAUGGGAAUGGUAUAUUCAAACUGGAUUACAGCGUAUUAUAUGAACGUUUAUGUGCAACUGUUAAUCAACAAUCUCCCAUGUUAUUUUUGUACUCGUUGUUGCAUCGAAACGUUGGUUUUCGAAACUAUGUCCUUUCAAGAAUCAAUUUAGAAAAAUUGGUACUUCCGGUCCUAACAGUUCUUCAUAAUGGAGCUCAAAGCACUGGUUUGGUUAAUUCUUGUAAUGCACAUCAUGUAUAUUUAGCACUCAUUGUCAUUCUUAUUCUCAGUGAAGAUGACUUUUUCUGUAAAGUUGCACACGAAACAAUGAUAAAAGAUACAUCUUCCUUCAGUAAUGAACGUCCAUUAGGUGAGAUCUCUCUUGGUGGUUUAAUUAUUCUGGUGUUUGUUCGAACUAUCCAGCUCAACACGGUGAAAACAAAAGACCGAUAUCUGCAUACGAAUUGUCUGGCGGCUUUAGCUAAUAUGUCGUCAUAUUUCAAAAAUCUUGCGCCCGUUGUUUGUCAGAAAUUAAUUGGACUGUUAGAGGUCUUUACUCGACGACAUUCGAAACUGAUUGAGAAUAUGCGAUUGCGAGCUGAAUAUGACAUCAUUCAAGACAAGGAAUCAUGUAACUACCACAAAGAUGUAACUGCUCUAGAAGAAGGAAUUCGUACACUACUUGAAAUUUGUAAUAGUUGCCUUACAUCGAAUCUUCGCUCAAAUCCACAUUUUAUCUAUACGAUACUUUAUAAACGUGAUCUUUUCGAUGCUUUUCAAAAUCACCCAAUGUUUCAAGAUUUGAUUUGCAAUAUUUGCGCGGUCAUUAAUUAUUUUGCCUCACGAGUUUCACUUCUGGAAAAGGGAUCUUCUGUAAGUGCCGUUCUUGAUACUAUUGAAAAAGGAGCUCUUCAAUGGCCUACUGAUAGGUUGAAGAAGUUUCCGGAAAUGAAAUUUAAAUAUGUAGAAGAUGAGAAUACAGUUGAGUUCUUCGUCCCAUACGUUUGGCGAUUGACGUUCCAGUUUUCGACGUUAUACUGGGAGCCAUUACGUAUACGUCUUUUCAAUGCUUCUUUCCUUUCCUAA